GCGUAUAAUAUCUGGACCCUAACAUCGUAAGUCUAAAUCUGAAUCGCAUCCAGUCGCAUGCUCUGACUAGGCAUGAGGGUGUAGACUGUACAUGUCAGAGAUCCAGCAGCUGGAGCUGCAAGCUGGAACUUGGAGCUUCUUCCAUCUGUUCAAGGAGGAGUAAACCGCAUGUUGCAAGAUCUGGUCUUCGGUUCACCGAGCUGUGUAAUAGCUUGCCCGGUGGCAACGAUGUGUGGAAGGGAUUGUUUCGUCUGCAAUUUUGCAGAUCUUGAAGACUGCGAACCAGGCAAGGCAGGAAUACAGGAAACACGCGCAGUUUCUGGAUCAGUAGCUAGUUAUGAAAGUCCGAGAGAUUUGAGAUAACAUGAAUACACGUGAUUUUUCAAGGAUCAGUGUGCGGAAUCUAGCUGCUCGGGAGUUGGGAAAAUCAUGAUUGUUUACUAAGUUCUAGAUCUUAAGAAUGUAGAGCCUACAAUGCUCAUGGAGGCUAGUUCGAUGUUUGGCUUGCUUUCCUACUCUAGACUCUAGACUCCUUCUCUAAAUUAGUCCUGGCUUGCGGGCAUACCUUCUCAGCACUCCUGCUUAUUUGGCCUUAAAUGAUACCUUGCGUUCUGAAGUAAGUGGGGAGGUGGCAGACCUUCUUAGGGUGCUCAUUUCAUAUAGAUCUUAGAACUCUGAACCCUCUGUCCUCUUCCAUCACCAGCGUCCGGACUACGUUCACCUUCGGUAAAGGGCCACAAGUUUCUGCAUCUUAGAACGAACAUUGCGUGCUAUUAUCUCCUUAAAAUCGAUCAACGAUCAAAUAUCUACAGUCCGCUCAGUAUGUGGAUGUAAUUUUGAGAACCGGCUGAUGCUGUGUUACGGAGAUCACGUGUUCAGUGUUUAUCUACCGACUCAAAGGAAGACAGAAAAUUAGUUGAAAUCAUAGGAAGUCCUUUCUAACCUGACUCACCCACCGAUCAGAGUUUUAAAACUCAAUUCCAGCUCUGUCUUAACGUCGACCUC
Molecule: messenger RNA, 1005 nt
Organism: Marchantia polymorpha subsp. ruderalis
Lineage: Eukaryota; Viridiplantae; Streptophyta; Marchantiopsida; Marchantiales; Marchantiaceae
Source: the annotation of a GenBank genome assembly